GUGUUGGCCUGCGCGGGGCGGGGCCCAGGGAAGGCGGGGCCGGCGGAGGCCAGAGGAGCGGCGGCAGCGGGACCCCAGCGCUGGGAGCUGGGCCUCAGUCCGCGGCGCCCUGGCAGCUGUAUCUGUGUGUGCAUCUUAGAGAAGUAGGGCCCUUUGGGAACAAUGCCUCCACCAUCAGAUAUUGUCAAAGUGGCCAUUGAGUGGCCAGGUGCUAAUGCCCAGCUCCUUGAAAUCGACCAGAAACGGCCCCUGGCAUCCAUCAUCAAGGAAGUUUGUGAUGGGUGGUCAUUGCCAAACCCUGAGUAUUAUACCCUGCGGUAUGCAGAUGGGCCCCAGCUCUACAUCACUGAACAGACUCGCAGUGACAUUAAGAAUGGGACAAUCUUACAGCUGGCUAUCUCCCCGUCCCGGGCCGCACGCCAGCUGAUGGAGAGGACCCAGUCAUCCAGCAUGGAGACCCGGCUGGAUGCCAUGAAGGAGCUGGCCAAGCUCUCUGCCGACGUGACCUUCGCCACCGAGUUCAUCAACAUGGAUGGCAUUGUUGUGCUGACGCGGCUCGUGGAAAGUGGAACCAAGCUCUUGUCCCACUACAGUGAGAUGCUGGCAUUCACCCUGACUGCCUUCUUAGAACUCAUGGACCAUGGCAUUGUCUCCUGGGACAUGGUUUCCAUCACCUUCAUUAAGCAGAUUGCAGGGUACGUGAGCCAGCCUAUGGUGGACGUGUCCAUCCUUCAGAGGUCCCUGGCCAUCCUGGAGAGCAUGGUCUUGAAUAGCCAGAGUUUGUACCAGAAGAUAGCAGAGGAAAUCACUGUGGGACAGCUCAUCUCUCACCUCCAGGUCUCCAACCAGGAAAUUCAGACCUACGCCAUUGCCCUGAUUAACGCACUUUUUCUGAAGGCUCCUGAGGACAAGCGACAGGACAAGCACCUUAAUCCUCUAGACCUGCCUGCCACUGACAUGGCCAAUGCAUUUGCACAGAAGCACCUUCGGUCCAUAAUCCUAAAUCAUGUGAUCCGAGGGAACCGCCCGAUCAAAACUGAGAUGGCCCAUCAAUUGUAUGUCCUACAAGUCCUGACCUUUAACCUUCUGGAAGAAAGGAUGAUGACCAAGAUGGACCCCAAUGACCAGGCUCAGAGAGACAUUAUAUUCGAAUUGAGGAGGAUUGCAUUUGAUGCAGAGUCUGACUCGAGCAAUGUCCCUGGGAGUGGGACUGAAAAACGCAAAGCCAUGUAUACCAAGGACUACAAAAUGCUGGGAUUUACUAACCAUAUCAACCCAGCAAUGGACUUCACGCAGACUCCUCCUGGAAUGCUGGCCUUGGACAACAUGCUGUACUUGGCUAAAGUCCACCAGGACACCUAUAUCCGGAUCGUCCUGGAGAACAGCAGCCGCGAAGACAAACAUGAAUGCCCCUUUGGCCGCAGUGCGAUUGAGCUUACCAAAAUGCUCUGUGAAAUCCUCCAGGUUGGGGAACUACCAAACGAAGGGCGCAAUGACUAUCACCCCAUGUUCUUUACCCACGACCGAGCCUUUGAGGAGCUCUUCGGAAUCUGCAUCCAACUGCUGAACAAGACCUGGAAGGAGAUGAGGGCAACAGCCGAGGACUUCAACAAGGUUAUGCAGGUUGUCCGAGAGCAGAUCACUCGUGCUCUGCCCUCCAAACCCAACUCUUUGGAUCAGUUCAAGAGCAAACUGCGCAGCCUGAGCUACUCUGAGAUUCUGAGGCUGCGCCAGUCCGAAAGGAUGAGCCAGGAUGACUUCCAGUCGCCGCCAAUUGUGGAGCUGAGGGAGAAGAUCCAGCCCGAGAUUCUUGAGCUGAUCAAGCAGCAGCGUCUGAACCGGCUCUGUGAGGGCAGCAGCUUCCGGAAGAUUGGGAAUCGCCGAAGGCAAGAGCGUUUCUGGUACUGCCGCCUCGCACUGAACCACAAGGUCCUGCACUACGGUGACUUGGAUGACAACCCUCAAGGGGAGGUGACAUUUGAAUCCCUGCAGGAGAAAAUUCCUGUUGCAGACAUCAAGGCCAUUGUCACUGGGAAAGAUUGCCCCCACAUGAAAGAGAAAAGCGCUCUGAAACAGAACAAGGAGGUGUUGGAGUUGGCUUUCUCCAUCCUCUAUGACCCCGAUGAGACCUUAAACUUCAUUGCGCCUAAUAAGUAUGAGUACUGCAUCUGGAUUGAUGGCCUCAGUGCCCUUCUGGGGAAGGACAUGUCCAGCGAGCUGACCAAGAGUGACCUGGACACCCUGCUGAGCAUGGAGAUGAAGCUGCGGCUCCUGGACCUGGAGAACGUCCAGAUCCCGGAAGCGCCCCCACCGGUGCCCAAGGAGCCCAGCAGCUACGACUUUGUGUAUCACUAUGGCUGAGCCCGAGCCAGCGGCGACGGCACCCAGGAAGGCAUUUGGGACCCAGGAGAAACACUCACAGUCUGGUGCCUUGUCUUUUGCUUGUACAGAAUCCAUAGGGACUGUGGUGGCCAGUAAAUGCCAACCAUUCCACCAACCCACCUCUGACCACCCAGAGCUUCCUCUUGGUCCCCAUCCACUCUGAGACAUGAAGGCAGGUGCUCUGCCCUCCCAUCACUGUGGAGCCUGGCUUUGGGCCAUGAGGAUCGAACAGCAAAUGCCCUUGCCCUUCAGGCCAAGAAAUUGCUUUCUGAGCUGGAUAACAACAGCCACUCACCUUUUCUUCCUGAGCCUACUCUCCCGUGGUCAGCUGGCUCCCAUGUGGGCAAGAGCUGGUCCAGGAAAGGCGGCUGCAGAGGACAGUGCUAGGCAUGUUGGGAGCCCUGCAGAGACUGCCUUUGGGUGACCCUGUGCCUGUCUCAGAUCUAAGUAGAGGCCUUGCCCUUGCUUUUGUCGUCUUUGUGAGGGCUCACUCCGGCCUCAGACAGGGCCACCAUGCGGCUGGCUGCUGAGGCUCGACACUGACUCCUCCUCUCGGGAUCUACCAGGCCUUUCUUGUUCACGUAAUUAAUUGUCUGGGCAGAUGGAAAUGCCUCCCUACCAGCUCACAAUCUCCCAUCCUGGCUAGUCAGAGACAUCGAGGCUGAGUCCCACCCUGUUAGUCUCCAGGAACUCUGCAAGGAGCCUGCGGUGAGGUCACUAGAGUCCACUCCCCUCUCCAUACUUACAUCUUUCCCUUCCUCCGGGGAAGACCGCCCACCCAACCCGAAGCGCAGCCCUCCAGGAGGCUUUCCUUCGGCCUUCCAGACCUCGGCAAGUUGGGCUUCCCUUCCUGCCCAUCUCAGUGCUGUGGUCCCUGCCAUUGGCCAUGACUUCAGGGAGCUAGCUGGAGGCCACCGCUGUGCCAGCGGCUUUCCCUGGUGCUGCCGCACGUGUAGACCACACGCACAGCCUCUCUCCUUGGACAUACGUGAACAGUGGCAUUCCGUUUUGGUAGCCUGGCACGGUAGGUACUACCCAAUGAAGAGUGUACUAUAUAUUUUCUUUACUAUAGGCCAUACUUAUACAGACGUGUAUAUAUAUUUAUAUAAGAUCUACCUAUCCUAGGAUGGAAUGCUUGAGGGAUUAUAAAAUUGGAAGAAAAAAAAAAAAAAAAGUAACACUUCCAGUUGUGAGCCAAGAUUGUAACCUGAGAGCAGCCAGGAGCUUCCUGUCAGUAACAUGUUUUCAAUAAAUACUCUUUCAUGUAC
Molecule: messenger RNA, 3650 nt
Organism: Pipistrellus kuhlii (Kuhl's pipistrelle)
Lineage: Eukaryota; Metazoa; Chordata; Mammalia; Chiroptera; Vespertilionidae
Gene: ELMO2
Product: engulfment and cell motility 2
Exons: 22
Coding region: 163-2361 (732 amino acids)
Biological process (GO): actin filament organization; cell motility
Source: RefSeq, a predicted model, not a curated record